This is a messenger RNA of Ostrea edulis (European flat oyster), 3091 nucleotides long. RefSeq names its product multiple epidermal growth factor-like domains protein 10. The transcript has 19 exons. The record is from RefSeq and is a predicted model, not a curated record. The coding region runs from base 239 to 3082 and encodes 947 amino acids. Gene Ontology annotation, molecular function: scavenger receptor activity. Lineage: Eukaryota; Metazoa; Mollusca; Bivalvia; Ostreida; Ostreidae.
UCGCACUGCAUUGUGAAAAAUGUAUCCCAUGGCAAUGUGCAACAGACACAUCAUGAUUUUACCUCAUAUUCUAUUACUUUGUCCGAAUGCCAACAUACUUAUACUGUAUAUCAACUAAAGUCGAUAUGAUUUUGUACCAUGCACUUCUAUCUAUUUAUAAUUAAUUAACAUCCUGUCCGUGACGUGCCGUGGCCCUGCAUUUAUUUAUUUUUUAAUUAAACUUCCUUGUCCAUUUUGUAUGAUGGUCACCAUGAUGAUUUCAAUAUAUCUCCUGUUGAUUAUUUGUAUAUUUUCCUAUGCGUACGAAAACAUUGCCCUCAACAAACCGGCAUGGCAACUUCAUCAAUAUGGAGAGGACGCCAAAUCCGAUGCGAGUAAUGCUGUAGAUGGACUCAAAUCUGACCUUCGGGCCUGGGGAGGACAUUGUGUCGUAUCGGAUAAUAAUCAACAUAUAGCCACAUGGAGAGUGGACUUAGAGGACAUCCUCAGUAUACAUCACAUUACCAUUCAUUACAGGACGGACAAUGCUACAUGGGGUGAAGAAAAUGACUAUUCUAGAAGAUUUUUGGGGUUUUCGUUAUAUGUAUCAAACACAACCGACAGAACAGAGGGAGAAUUGUGUUUCCACGACACAAACUACACAACAUCCACCAUACCUGCCGUCCUUAAUGUCAGCUGUGCAGUUCACGGACAAUAUGCCAUCUACUACAACGAAAGGCUACAAGGAGUGAACUACACUGAUGGUUAUAGUGCCUAUGCAUUUAAUGAACUCUGUGAAGUAGAAGUUUAUGGGUGUCCCAGUUCUGGGUUUUACGGAGAAGACUGUUCCUUUCCGUGUCCAGAUGUCAACUGUAAAUAUUGUCACAUAGAGACGGGGGCGUGUCAGGGGUGUAAAUCUGGAUACAAAGGUCACCGAUGUGAACAAGAAUGUGACGCCAAAAAGUAUGGUGAAGGUUGCCAGUAUGAAUGUGGGAAAUGUAAAGACAUGGAACAGUGUCAUCAUGAAAACGGGACGUGUUUAAACGGAUGUGAGCCAGGUUUCAGGGGAGGAAAAUGUGUAGAACAAUGUGACAGUCGUAAAUAUGGCGUGAAAUGCCAACAGAGUUGUGGAUACUGUUUAAAUUUCGAACAGUGUCAUCAUAUCAAUGGGACAUGUUUGAAUGGAUGUGAUCCGGGACACCAGGGAUUGACCUGUAACGAAAGAUGUCGAGUUGGGUUUUAUGGAAUGAAUUGCCUAAAAAGAUGCAAUAAAAACUGUGUAGUUCCAGAACGAUGUAACAUAACAUCCGGCGAAUGUGUGGGAGGCUGCCAACCUAGAUGGAGAGGGAUUCUGUGUGAUACAAAGUGCAGUGAUGAUUUGUACGGACCAGACUGUAAUCAAACAUGUGGUAAAUGUCGGGAGGGGAACCAAUGUCAUCACAUCAACGGUUCCUGUAAUGACGGAUGUGAACCUGGAUACCGGGGAAACAAAUGUGAUGAGGUGUGUAGUGAUAAUAUGUACGGGCCGGACUGUAAACAAGCAUGCGGGAAAUGUCGGGACGGCCAGCAGUGUCAUCACAUCAGCGGUUCAUGCAAUGCUGAAUGCGAACCUGGAUAUCAGGGGAACAAAUGUGAUGACGUAUGCGACUUUGGUCAUUUUGGUGUUAGUUGCCGAGAGGAAUGCAGCAUAUUCUGUCAGAGAUCACGUGAUUGUCAUCAUACGACAGGCAAUUGUAGAGACGUAAAACAUUGUCAUCAUAUAAACGGCACAUGUUUAAACGGAUGUGAACCAGGUUUCAAGGACGGAAAAUGUCUACAACAAUGUGACAGUCGCAAAUAUGGCGUGAAAUGUCAACAAAGUUGUGGAUACUGUUUAAAUUUCGAACAGUGCCAUCAUAUUAAUGGGACAUGUUUAAAUGGAUGCGACCCGGGUUACCAGGGACUAACCUGUAACGAAACAUGUCGAGUUGGGUUUUAUGGAGAUAAUUGCCUAAAGAGAUGCAACAACAACUGUGUAGUUCCAGAACGAUGUAACAAAACAUCCGGGGAAUGUGAGGGAGGCUGCCAACCAGGAUGGAGAGGGCUUCUGUGUGACACAAAGUGCAGUGAUGAUCUCUACGGACCAUAUUGUAAUAAAAAAUGUGGUAAAUGCCGGGACGGGAAACCGUGUCAUCAUAUCAACGGUUCCUGUAAUGACGAAUGUGGACCUGGAUACCGGGGCAACAAAUGUGAUAAGGAGUGUGGUGAUAAUAUGUACGGACCAGACUGUAAACAAACAUGCGGGAAAUGUCGGGACGGCAAGCAGUGUCAUCAUAUCAGUGGUUCAUGUAAUGAUGAAUGCGAACCUGGAUAUCAGGGGAACACAUGUGAUGACGUAUGCGACUUUGGUCAUUUUGGUGUUAGUUGCCGAGAGGAAUGCAGCAUAUUCUGUCAGAAAUCACGUGAAUGUAAUCAUUUGACAGGCAAUUGUAGAGACAUGAAACGGUGUCAUCAUAUAAACGGCACAUGUUUAAACGGAUGUGAACCAGGUUUCAAGGACGGAAAAUGUCUACAACAGUGUAGCGAUGAUCUGUAUGGGCCGGACUGUAAACAAGCAUGCGGAAAAUGUCGGGGCGGCAAGCAGUGUCAUCACAUCAGCGGUUCAUGUAAUGAUGAAUGCGAACCUGGAUACCAGGGGAAGAAAUGUGAUGACGUAUGCGACUUUGGACAUUUUGGUGUUAGUUGCCGAGAGGAAUGCAGCAUAUUCUGUCAGAAAUCACGUGAUUGUCAUCAUGUGACGGGCAAUUGCAGAGGUGGCUGCAAAAGUGGAUGGCAUGGAAAGGAUUGUUUAGAAGUGGACAAUCAAGUACAGAAAAUAACGUUUUACGGAGUCCUUGGUGCCUUCUUUGUUACACCUGUUCUAGUUGGUGUGCUAGUAUGUGUUCUUUAUAAAAUCUCGAAACGACACCAAGUGGAUAGAUAUUUCAUUGAGAAAUACCAAGCAAGUCACACCCCUAGUUCCAGAAGAGACAGGAGGACUGAAGACCAUGGGGAGGAGGACAUCAACAGUGCAUAUCAAGAAGUAGGAGAACGGGGUAUAUCACUCUAUGACUCCAUUCAUUAAACAGCUGUU